Molecule: messenger RNA, 1379 nt
Organism: Photinus pyralis (common eastern firefly)
Lineage: Eukaryota; Metazoa; Arthropoda; Insecta; Coleoptera; Lampyridae
Product: sulfotransferase 1 family member D1-like
Exons: 7
Coding region: 229-1200 (323 amino acids)
Biological process (GO): sulfation
Cellular component (GO): cytoplasm
Molecular function (GO): sulfotransferase activity
Source: RefSeq, a predicted model, not a curated record
UUUUCCUUUUCGUUGUCAACCAGCGGCAGGAGUGCUAUUGCUCGCUCGAUCAUACAUUUUUCAAACUAUAAAGACGAAUACCGCUACCAUACGAUAGCGUCUUGGACUUUUGUCUUCUAAUGGCGCAUGUUUGUGUUUAACAAUCUAUAGAACCUUAUUUAAUCUGUGACCAAGGGCAAGUUUAUUUCAGAUAACCCUACCUUAUAGCACGGUAUAGUUGAUUUGAGUAUGUUGCCAAUAAGGAAUGCAAAAGGUAAGUUUGGCGAAGGUUGCGUCCUUUCGUUUGGCGAAGAUGGAACACGCAUGAGGGAAGGGUAUCGGGAUUACGCAACUGCUAUAGAAAACUUUGAAAUUCGGGAUGACGACAUUAUCGUCGCGACUUUUCCAAAAUCAGGCACAACUUGGACACAAGAAAUGGUUUGGUUAGUAAAAAAUUGCAACAAUCUCGAAGGUAGCUCGGCCGAUAUCCAUCAACGGUUUCCCAUGCUGGAAGGAUGUACUCUUCAAUUUCCCUGUAAGACUGAGCACUGGCUUCGAGAUUCCAUCGAAUAUCUUAACCAAAUCAAAAAUCAAAGGUUUAUUAAGACGCAUCUCCCAUGUUCGUUAUUGCCUAAUGAUAUAAAGUACCACAGAAAAACUCCAAAGAUCAUCUACGUAGUGAGGAACCCGAAAGAUGUCUGUAUCUCCUAUUACCACCACUUCCGCAAUAUCGUCGGAUUUAAGGGCGGUGUAGAAGAUUUUUUCGAACUUUUCAUCAAUGACACAAUUCUUUACGCGCCUUAUUGGAAACACGUUAUUGGAUACUAUAAUAUCAAACAUUUAUCAAACGUUCUCAUAAUCAAGUACGAAGACAUGAAGCGUGAUCUCAAAGCCGUAAUUAUAAAAGUCCAGCGAUUUCUAGAGUCGGAACCAUUGACAGACAAACAAUUGAGGUUGAUAUCUCAACGGUUAGAUUUUGAGUUUAUGAAGGAUAAUGAGUUUGUGAACCAUCAAUCGUUCAUAGAUGCAAGAAAAAGAGAAAUCCCUCAGUUGACAGGCCGUUUUAUGAGAGCAGGAUGCAACGGUACUUACAAGCAAGAAAUGUCCACAGACCAGAUAUUGAAAUUUGAUAAGUGGAUCGAAAAAAACAUAUCGAAUACCGAGUUAAACGACCAGUACUGGUUUGGAAAUUUCAAUGAACCGCAGCAUUUAGAUACUUAGUUGGCGAAUAUGAUACGAUUUUGGAAAGUUCUAAAAUUGUAAGACCUUGUUUUAACAAUGCCCUCAUAAAUAUGGGUUUUCUCGUCUGAAGUACCUGACAUAAUUUUUACUUUAAAAUAUGUAAACAUAUACAGGAUACCUACUUCAUCUAAAUAAAUGUCAUUUUGUUGUCUCGGUAA